Molecule: messenger RNA, 1646 nt
Organism: Armigeres subalbatus
Lineage: Eukaryota; Metazoa; Arthropoda; Insecta; Diptera; Culicidae
Exons: 4
Coding region: 156-1502 (448 amino acids)
Biological process (GO): negative regulation of centriole replication; protein autoubiquitination
Cellular component (GO): peroxisome; aggresome
Molecular function (GO): ubiquitin protein ligase binding; ubiquitin protein ligase activity; tumor necrosis factor receptor binding
Source: RefSeq, a predicted model, not a curated record
UUUUUUCUAGACGUUUCUAGACGGGAGAGCCAGAGCUGGAUCAUGUCUCGAACGUUUGCGUUUUGCAUCGUUCGUAUAUCAGUGCGGUCGCAGUGCUGUUUCUCGUGUGUUGUGUUUGCGAAUCCCCAGCUGAAUAUAGAUUCAUUGAACGAAAGAUGUCGGUUAUCGAAGGUAUCAACUUUCCGCUGGAAGUGGGCACCAUAGAUGCGGAUUGCACAAUCUGUCAUGAGGAACUAAGCUGGGCAGUGUUCUGCCCUCGUUGCAAGCAGGGAAACUGCUUCCAGUGUUUGCAACAAUGGUUCGACCACAAGAGGGAAUGUCCAACUUGCAGACAUAUAUUCUAUAUGGUCGGUACCGAAGAGUUGCGCCAGCGAUACGGAUGUACCAAGGAUGGUAGUCUCGUGGAGUACUACUGUGAACAAUGUCUGGAGUGUUUCUGCGCAAAAUGCCGCGUGAAUCCUACAAAUGGCCACUUUAGACAUGCGGUGAGAAAGAUUGAUGUUCUUCGAAAGGAUGUCAUACAAUCAAUUCAAUCGUUGAAAAAGAAAAACAGUGUGAAGGACUUCACUGAAAAAUCUUUAGCUCAGAUUAAGACAUUAUUGCCGACAGGUAGCCCACAUGAGCUGGUCCGGCAGCGACGCGGCCUACAAUCCAUAUUGGAUCGCUUAAAGAAUGCGAUGUCCCCGGGAACGUUUGAACAAAGCAUCAAGUUGACUAACAUAAAUGCGGAAAUGCAAAUCUUCUCCGCUGCAGAUGGAAAGGGCAAUGUGUGGGAAUUGACGGUUUAUCCGAAGGGAUUCAGCGAUGCCAAAGGUAAAUUUGUAAGCCUUUAUCUGAAACUGCUUCGAGGCAUUCCGGCUCGUUAUGAGUAUUGGUUCAAAAUACUUGACAAAAAUGGGCACAAGCCAUUGGAAACUUACAACGCGGUGGACGACUUUAUUAUUGGAAGUCAGUCUUUGGCCUGUCAACGGUUGAUUCAUUUGAACGAAGCCUUUAGCAAAUGCCUCUCGAUUGAGGGCUACAACAUGGCUUUCGCCGUGAAGCCUACCAAUCCUAUAUAUGCAGAAGAAUGCGCCGCUGCAUUGUUGCAGAACAAAAUAUUACGGCUAGAUUAUAACACGUUCGCGUGGACUUUGAAAAAUUUCGCAGUCAAAAAGCACGCAAACAAGAUCGAGUUUUCCACGGUAAUGUUCGAUCGGCAGAAGAUCUCCUGGAGGCUUCGGAUUGAUUGCAAUGGACACUGGGAGCAGGGCUUGUACAUCAGCGUGUUUCUGGAGCUGCUGAAUGGCGCCAAAGGAUGGUUUGAUGUUUUUAUUAAAGUUUUCAAUCCGCUAGUUCCUACCGUGCAACAUAAACGGGAACUGACGCACCAAUUCACGGUGCACUCCAACUGGGGAGUGCCACAUUUUGUAGGCCAUGACGAACUGCAUCGUUUUUUGCACAACGAUGAGCUACGAUUUGAGUUUGGAACGCGUCCGGCUCACAUUGACCAGGAAAUUUGAUUUAUUUUGUUCUAUGCAUUUAUGCUAAUGUUCCUUUCUAUUAAUGAAGAUGUAGUAUCCUACUGACAUGAGCUAAGUAAAACUGAACUUCAUUUUUAUAAUCAAUACAUGAAUAUUCCGUAAAAUAAAUGCCUUUAUAAUACA